Pisolithus orientalis is the source of this 1344-nucleotide messenger RNA. Its product is annotated as uracil-DNA glycosylase-like protein. The transcript is spliced from 8 exons. The record is from RefSeq and is a predicted model, not a curated record. Gene Ontology annotation, cellular component: nucleus; mitochondrion. NCBI's taxonomy places the organism in Eukaryota, Fungi, Basidiomycota, Agaricomycetes, Boletales, Pisolithaceae. Bases 46 to 1143 code for a protein of 365 amino acids. Gene Ontology annotation, biological process: base-excision repair; base-excision repair, AP site formation via deaminated base removal. Gene Ontology annotation, molecular function: uracil DNA N-glycosylase activity.
CGCUCCUGCUCGGGUUAACCAAGUAGAACCACGUACCACGUCGAGAUGAGUGAGGAGAAGCGCGUAGUUUAUCUCGAGGAUGUCGAAAACACGACAUCCACGAAUGAUAAUACCAUGCCCUCUGCAUCACAGGAGUCGACGAAAUCCGUCGCUUCAGCCUCGGCAGCACCGGGCAAGAGACAGCGGUCUUUGCUCGACAUGUUUGCAGGUUCUCAAGGUUCGCGCUCUGACAAGGACACUGAACCUGCGGCGAAAAGGCAGAAGAAGGGGACCCUCAAGAUCACUGCAAGCUCGACUUCUGGCAUUCAACGCCUCAACUUCAUUCCAUUCUCUCUGGCCGAGUACCUGGAAUCCAUUCCAGAAGAGCAUAGAGAUCUUCUCAAACUAGAAUGCGAAUGUAUGGGUAAAAGUUGGCUGAAGCUAUUAAAGGACGAAAUCAAGAAACCGUACUUUAUAGCCCUGAAGAAGUUCCUUUGGGAAGCAGGAGUUCGUGGCCCGGAUGACAGCGUGAAGGGUCUCAAGGUUUACCCAUCUCCCCGCAACAUAUACUCCUGGUCCAAAACGCCGCUUGGCAAGGUCAAAGUUGUUAUCGUCGGACAGGAUCCUUACCACGGUUCCAAUCAAGCACACGGGCUUUGCUUUUCUGUUCCAAAGGGCGUAAGCGUUCCGCCGUCUCUACGCAAUAUAUAUGCAGAGAUCAAAUCUGAGUAUCCUGAAUUCCAACCUCCCACUCAUGGAAACUUGUCAACCUGGGCAGAGAACGGGGUCCUCAUGCUGAACACGUGCCUCACCGUCCAAGCCAAUGAGGCAGGGUCUCACUCGGGGAAGGGCUGGGAACAAUUCACGGACAAAGUCGUCGAUGUCGUGGACAAGUACGGUGGUGCUAACCUGAGUUCGGGCGACGAUGACUCCGACGUUCGCGGAAUCGGACGAGGCGUGGUGUUUUUGGCGUGGGGUGCUUGGGCCGGGAAGCGUGUUGCCAAAUUAAACAAGACCAAACACCUGAUACUGGCUAGCGCGCACCCCUCCCCUUUCAGUGCCCACAAAGGCUUUCUGGGCAAUGGGCAUUUUAAAGCCGCCAACGAUUGGCUCGAGAACAAGUACGGUCCAGAAGGCAAAGUGAAUUGGUGCCAACUGGACUAGGCGUGACGACUGGACCCAGAUAAGCUACACACAUACCUUGCAUGUUGAUACCCUAUACAUAUAUACUUGUCGGCUAUUGUAUAUACCAUAGAACAUGGAGUUAAUGAUCUUUAGCUGCUGUGUAGAGGGUCGUUUCGAAAUGACCGCCGCCGACGCGUCUGUAGAGCGUCAUCAGAGAUUAGAUCGGCGAUCGCGGGUCUA